GGCUCAUUUAAAUUGGGAGCUACUAAAAUACUCUCUGGGUGGCAAAUGCAGUGCCUAGCAGCAGUCAUCAAGGACGAACCAAACAUGAGUGGAGGAGGGGAACAGGUCGACAUCCUGCCGGCCAAUUAUGUGGUCAAAGAUCGAUGGAAAGUGUUGAAGAAGAUUGGUGGCGGUGGCUUUGGAGAGAUUUAUGAGGCAAUGGAUCUGCUGACCCGUGAGAAUGUGGCCUUGAAGGUGGAAUCAGCCCAGCAGCCCAAGCAAGUUCUCAAGAUGGAAGUGGCUGUCCUGAAAAAGCUGCAAGGGAAGGAUCAUGUUUGCAGAUUUAUUGGCUGCGGAAGGAAUGAAAAAUUUAAUUAUGUGGUCAUGCAGCUUCAGGGCCGAAAUCUUGCAGAUCUCAGAAGAAGUCAGCCUCGAGGGACCUUCACGCUGAGCACAACACUGCGAUUAGGCAAGCAGAUUCUGGAAUCAAUAGAAGCCAUUCACUCUGUGGGAUUUCUGCAUCGUGAUAUCAAGCCUUCCAAUUUUGCCAUGGGCCGCUUACCUUCAACGUACAGAAAAUGCUACAUGUUAGACUUUGGUUUGGCCCGUCAGUACACCAACACCACUGGUGAAGUCCGGCCUCCUCGCAAUGUUGCUGGUUUUCGGGGAACAGUCCGCUACGCUUCAGUGAAUGCACACAAAAACCGAGAGAUGGGUAGACAUGAUGAUCUGUGGUCCCUCUUUUACAUGUUGGUGGAGUUUGCAGUUGGUCAGCUUCCGUGGCGAAAGAUCAAAGAUAAGGAGCAAGUAGGCAUGAUAAAAGAGAAGUAUGAACACCGGAUGCUGCUAAAACACAUGCCUUCUGAGUUUCAUCUUUUUCUGGAUCAUAUUGCAAGCCUAGACUACUUCACAAAGCCGGACUAUCAGCUCAUCAUGUCUGUGUUUGAGAACAGCAUGAAAGAAAGAGGCAUUACUGAAAAUGAAGCCUUUGAUUGGGAAAAGGCUGGUACAGAUAUCUUGCUGUCCACUAGCACCUCUACUCCACCACAGCAGAACACUAGGCAAACAGCAGCCAUGUUUGGGGUGGUUAAUGUCACUCCAGUACCUGGGGACUUGCUUCGUGAGAACACUGAGGAUGUCCUACAGGGUGAACAUCUGAGUGAUCAAGAGAAUGCUCCUCCCAUCCUGUCAGGCCGGCCAGUAGAAGGUCUUGGCCAGGCUCCGAACACUGCUUUCAAUGAGGCUGAAGUUUGGGAAGAGACAGAUGUGAAUCGCAACAAACUCAGGAUCAGCAUCAGCAAAACUCAGUGCAUGGUAGAAGAGGAGCAGAGAAAUGGUGUCUGUCCCAGCUCCCCUGUCCGAGUGCCUCCAGAGUCUCCUACUGCACAAGUGCGCUCCCUAAGAUACCGCCGUGUGAACAGCCCUGAGUCAGAACGCCUCUCCACUGGUGAUGGCAAAGCAGAUCUACAUGAAAGAAGAUCUCGAAUGGAUUUACCUGGCUCUCCGUCACGGCUUGUAUGUUCCUCCCAGCCAGCCCAGAUGCUAUCCAUUGAUACCGGACAAGCUGACCGGCAGGCAAGUGGUAGGAUGGACGUGUCUGCUUCAGUUGAACAUGAAGCCCUCAGCAACGCUUUCCGCUCAGUACCACUGGCAGAGGAAGAGGACUUUGAUAGCAAGGAGUGGGUUAUCAUUGAUAAAGAGACAGAGCUGAAGGACUUUCACCCAGGUGCUGAGCCAAGCACCUCUGGAACCACAGAUGAGGAACCUGAGGAACUGAGACCUAUUGAAGAGGGUGAGGAGAGAAGGCGCUUGGGGGCAGAUGUUGCAGUCAGGCCAAAGAUACAAGAUGGGCGAAGUCGGGGUAUGCAGCCUGUGACUGAGGAGGAUAGUUCCCACAGACAUGAAGGACCUUCUCAAACAGUAUCUGACAGUAAACACGAACAGCAGACAGGAAGUCAGGCCCACUCCCCGCUGCACUCAGCACCAGCUAUCCGACAAAGGAGACGAGAGUCUGAACCUACUGGUCCUCAGAGACAGGCGUAUACACUGAAGUCAUUUGAAAUGAAUGGUCUGCUCAAGGCAGUGCCUUUAAGUUUGCCUUAUCAAGACUUCAAAAAAGAUGUGUCAGACUACUGGGAAAAGCCUAAGGCACCCCAGCGGAAAAAGAAAGUUGACUUCUCAAAUGUUGUCUUGACUGCUCCUUGCAAACCCCUUGAAACUCAACUUGAAAUUAAUGGGAAAGAGGAGGAAGAAGACGAGGAGGAAGAAGAAGAGGAAGAAGAAGAGGAGGAGGAGGCAGAGGAUGAGAUUGAUAUGCACAGUGGCUCCAGCAGUGACAUGAGUCAAAAAAGCACAGAGCACAGCCAGGAGUGUGCACCGUCCACACUCCUGGCCGAUGACCAGAAGGGAUCCAAGGGUAGAGCUUCCACUGCUGAUGGGGAUCUGGAACUGGAGGAAGGCUCAAAAACACUAGUGCUGUUUUCACCAGGUGAUCUGAAAAAGUCUCCGGUAACCACAGACUUAGUUCCAGAAGUCGAUCUGGGGACCCUUGCUGCCCUAACACCUCAGAGCGAGAGGCCACAGCCUAUGGGUAGCCAGUUAGAUGUAUCCGAACCAGGGACCCUGUCCUCCGUCCUUAAAUCUGAAGCAAAGCCUCCUAUGGCAGUGGCUACAACUUCCUCCCCUUUCACCAAAGUUGAGCGCACGUUUGUGCAUAUUGCUGAAAAGACCCACUUAAAUGUCAUGUCUUCCAGUGGCCAACUGAUGAGGCAUGAGGAAUACUGCCCUCCUGAUCCAUUUGAAGAGAUCAUUAUUGAAGAAGAGAUUGAGGAAAACCUGGCACUGGUAGAGAAUGGAAGCGUACAUUCAGGGCUAGAAGGGGCAGAGACAGAAAGCUGUGCUCUUUCAGCUAAUCCCGUUGAAAUCACCCCAGAGACAGUAGGGGAACAGCUAGCCCUUCCCACUGGCAUAGCAAAGCCUCCUGAGGACAAGUUGGAGCUCUCUGAUAAAGUAGCAUUCCCGUUAGAUUUGGAAGAGCCUGGCAAGACAGUUACAAGAGAGCAUGACCUUGAGAAGACAAUACCCAUAACAGAACACCUUAAGCAAGCAGAAAUCCUCCUUGACACACCACAGCAGGUCCCUAGGAGACCUCUGGGGUCCAGGUAUAGGAGUCGGAUACCCAUUUUGUUCUCUGAGGAGGACACUGGCUCAGACCUUUCAACUUCACUCUCAGCCAAAGAGAGGCUUUAUAAGAGGGCAAAACAACCUGAUUUGGCUCGCCUAGUGAUGGAGAAGAGGCAAAAUCGUCUCCUUAGGCUGGCCUCAGGGGCUUCCUCCUCAGCAUCCUCCAGCGAUGAGAGGCGGCGGGCCUCAGAAACCCUUUCAGCCACUGGUUCUGAGGAGGAUACCCAUGAUUCUGAUGACUCCAUCCCAAAAAAGGCAGGGAAGGAGAAGGCUGCCCUCCCGAGAAAAGAAGAGAAACACAUAAGCACAAAGAGCAGAAUUCCUCGGCCCAUCACACCGGUGAAAACACCGCUAGAGACAAUGAGGUCUGAGAGCUCUGUCACUGUUGCCAUGCCACUGCUAUGUAGCUCCCUGCAAGAUGCAGCUGCUGCCUACAGGCUUCAGGCACAGAGACCAGCUGGAAAUAUCCCCAGUGACUCCCGAACAACACAGAUACAAAGCCGGCUUCCUCCUUCACCAAGUUCCACUGCUCUUCCUCCACGAAGCAGCUCACGGAGGUCUAGUUGUGCACCCCCUCGGAGUCCUGUCCUUCCUCCAAGAAACCCCAGUGCUUCCCCUAGAAGCCAGUUACUGUCUAGGAGGGAAAGCCCUUCUCCUUGUCGACAACGUAAACCAGGGACUGCUAUUCAGCGAGUUCCACCUUCCCCCCGACUUCAGCCCCAAGCUCAGGCCCUAGGGCUGACAGGAGACUCCCUGCCCUUGCCUGGUGUGGCCAAAAAAGGACAAAGAGGGAAAAUCCAGACUCAGAGUCCAGCAACCAAAGGAAAGCAGGUGUCCCUGGAAAGUAAGGCAGCUGCCAGAUAAUGAUCUUCUUUUGCCAGCCCAAUAGACUGGGUAACUUCUGCAUAUAGUAUACACUUGAGAUGCUGCAGCACAGCCUUCCAUGCGGGAACCACAAGUGUAUAGCAGUAGCUGUACUUCAAUGCUUCACUCACUCUCACCCCACACUGUCACGAUCAGCUCCCACGGGCCUGAGAGCCUCUGAGCCACGGAGCCUUCUUCAAGGGAAAUAUCCUGUCCCUGGCUGACGCUUGCUAAUGCACAGCACCAAGCAGUGACUCAGGCAGCCUGCCUAAUGCCUGACUCUCCUCCCUCCUUUGGCAUUCCCUUCUCUCUGUUAGCAAUAUCAGUUGCCAAUACCGCACACUGACCCGGCUUUGGAAUCAGGAACAGAGAUGAGAGUGAGGCCUGCUGUCUUUCAGGCCUCUUCUCUCUUUGCUGGUAGAACGCCAGCCUUGGCUGUCAUGUUUUACCUGAGCCUUGGUUCACCUCCUGCCAUCUGCGUGAGCAAAGGAUCAUCACUAGCUUAGCCAAGACGAAUACACAUGAGCUGAGAGGAGAGGAGCAGGGGAAGGAUGGAGGGUGGCUGUGCUCACCCUUUCUGAGGUGUCUCUACCAGCAGGUCCAGGAAGACAGACAGGCAUUGCUGGAUGGUCUCAGCUCCUACCUGCUCUAACAUGUCCCGCAGAGAAGGGAGUCCGGCAUUGCUGCUCAGUGGCACUGCUGCAGUUUCAGCAUGGGUAGGGGGUGUUUAGAUGGAAGUAGGGGCUGCAUUGGCAGCUUGCCGGGAAAUCAAGAACCCUGCUAAUUGAUGUGGAUAGGAGCACACUGCAGCCACUUCUGUCUCAAAUACCAAACUGUGACCUGUGGAGCCUUCAUCUUCCAACAUGUGGUGGGGCCUCUAGACCUGCAUGUGAUUGGUGCCAUGGUUCUGUAGUCCACCAGACAUGGCUCUAGCCUGAAGAUGUGAAUAGUCACUGGAUGCCUUUAGCUCGGGGGCCCUUUGCACCUAAAUUCCUUGUGUUUUAUUGUCACACUCUUGGUGUUUGUGAAUUUUGGCACUGUUGGCUGAAAGUUCUCCUACACAGCAGGGAAGGAAUUAUUCCAUAGUAUGAUCAAAAGCUGCUCUUUUGCCAAGAUAAGUUUGCUGGCACGCCUUAGGUAUCCUGUGCAUCUCUGACCUAGAAUACAGCUGGCUGAGUUGGAGAGGUCGGGUUUAUGUCUUUCUCUUUUUGAGUGCUCAGCUCUUCUACAUACUGCGUGAGAAUUAAUAACGUGAACGUGAUAGAAAGGGCUGUCUCUUCAAAUAGCAUUAUCAGAGCAGGUGCUCAGGUCUCUCUUAGAUGUAAACACAAACUCUUUAGCUGCCAGGCUAAUUAGGAAGGUUUGAAAAUGUGAAGCAGGAGGACUGAGACAGAAAUACUUGUCUGAGUCUGAUGAGAUCUUGAAAUAGUCACAAGAUUUCCCCUGUGUCUUGUAAGGGAAAACACUCCAGACUCAAAUACUCUGGGCUUCACACCACCGUCAUGCCUAAAAAAGGCUUUGCAUGAGGCAGAAUAAAAAUAAGGCUUCUCUGUCCAUCCAUUCCUGCAGCUGCAACUAGCAGCUUCAGAAAAUAAUUGUAGAUGAUGGAGGAAGAUGAUGAUGGAGGAAUCUAGGCAGUAGUGAACUUGAUUCAUUUGAACAUGUAUUUAUAGACAGUCAUAUUCAUGGUCAUGGAGUCUGAGGAAUCCAGAAGCAGUUCACAUCUAUAGUAGCUAUUCCAGAGAGGAGUAUGAGAGCUGUGAUGGUAUGGCUAGGAGAACAGUGUACUCUUUGGACAUCUGAAUAGGGAAAUACCUAGAAACAUGAUGGGAGUUACCUCGCUGUAUGUGAUAGUACCAGUGUUGCCAAUGCUAAUAGUUUGUUUCAUGUAGGUCAAAGUGUUUGUUGUUUUGCAUAACAGUUAUUACCCUUGGUAGAGUAAGAAGCAUGGCUUCUAAAGACAAAUCCCAGCCCUCAUCAUUGCAUAGAAGCAUUGGGAACUCUGAGACCAGGUUGUGGCUUGAUGGAUUGAGCUGACAUUGCCAUCAAAAGAGGCAGUCCCUCUGAGCUCCAUCUGCUUUGCUGCACUGUCCCACUUCCUUUACGUUGUGCCAGCUAUUUGGUGAAGAGGCUCGAAACACUGAUCGAGCAUGAGAACAGACACUCUGGUUUGCAGGGUUGGUUUGUCAGUCUGGUUCAGCACAGUCCAGUCACCAGGUUUUUUGUGCAAUCUGGAUUGCACAAAUGCUUGUGCCAGAAGUAGAGGAAGGAGAGGACAGAAGGUGUGUCCUGUUCUUCUGGGGGUACUGUGACUCCAUGUGGGUUUGAAGUGUUGGUCAAACUACACCCUAAAUAUGCCCUGCAUGUUUAGAAACUAGAAAUCAGUAUAAACCCAAACACAUUCUUUCCACAAAUAUAAACCGUAAUGACAGUCCUAUUAAUUUGUUGGAAGAUUGUUCACUUUAGAGUGCUCAGAUGGUAGGACAUGGUCAAUGAAGCCUUUACCAGGCAUUCCACCUAGGUUUUGUAUGCACAUGCUAAAAAAAGAUACUGAAAUAGGUUGAAAAGAGAGCUACAAGACCACACAAUUAGCAAACCUGCCUCAUGAUGGGAGGCCAAUGAAGCACAAUCAAUGUAUUUAUUCAAGGGAAGGUUUAGAAGAGAGUUGUCUGUGUUCCAAAAGUACUAGUAUGGGGAAGAAGCCCAGAACAGGGCUCUUCUAUCUAGCACAUGGAAGUAGGUUAAGGAGUUGGGUAGAUUUUUAGUUGUGAAGCAAUUACCCAGUGAAACCUCUCAUAAGAAAUGUGACGACGCUUUCUUAUUAAAAGAUUUUCUAAGAAACCUGAAUGUCUUCUAAGAUACCUUCCUGUCAUAACCCAACCACAGAUAGUAGGCAGGGUGCUGGUAACACCUCUCUGGUGUGAUGCAGUAGAUCCAUGUGUCUAAGAUUCAUGCUCCCGCAAGACACAUGCCAAAGUUGUCACAUGAUGGAGAGCCACCAGACAAGACUCACAGAUUUCAGAAAGCCAGUGAAAGAUUUCCAAGACAGAAAAUACCAACGUUUCCCCAGGUGCCCUGUUAUUUGAUAGGGCUGGGUUGAGGCAGCAGCUGGUUCCGCAGAGAUCUUGGAGAGCUGCCAUCAGCCAUCCUUCCAUGUGGUCAUGCUGUCAGCUGCCCUGCACCAGCACAGCCCUGUUUGCCAGCUGCUUGAGAUUGCUCUGGCAUGGAGGGGAGCAGAACAGUGUAUCAGUGACAUGGUACUUCCACAGGUCGUUUUGGAUGAGAGGGCUGCACCAUCAGGAAAGAGAGCAGUAAAAGUUGUCUGACUGCAGCAAUGCCUUCUCCCUGAGCAGGAGCUGCUGGAUGCUGUCAUUGAAAGGUUUCAGAACUCUCAAAUUCCUGCAAGGCAUGACUGUCUCUGCAUGUCCCACAGACUUUGAGCUCUGGACCUGUUCCCUUUCCCAGUGGCAGGUGAUGUUGUGAUCCUGGCUCACAGAUCACAGAUGAAGUAUUUCACAUUGCCUCUUUCAUUCCUUCACUGAAAUUAUUUUUUACGGGAUUCUCAGUGCUGGGCUUUUCCAGACAAGUGGAUAAAAAGAAUUUGCUGCCCACAGGAGCAUGCUGUCUAACAAGAGAAGGUCCACAUAGUCAUGUGUUACUAUCAAAGCCAGUCACACUGUGCUGCUUGGCCUACGUAUGCUUACCAGCCCUCUAUUAGCAGCUGGAGUAGUGCAGGAGAGCUAGUGGUGGCCUGCUUCAUGGCAUAAGUGUCAGGAGGGAGACUUGAUUAAGGCUCUGCAAUGCAGGAGCUGCUCUGUAUCUCUUGUCUUGCUCUGAUUUUCAAGUUUCUGCCAUUUGGUUGCUCAGUAGUGAGUGUAGACCCAGGAGACACUGGUUGCUGGGAUGCUCAGUGCAUACUAGUUGCAGAAGCUCUUUGUCCUCCUGUGAGGCUAUCUGGAGGGAUUUCAGGCAUGCAGCUAGAGCCAGCAGUGACAUUUCCUGCUAGUAUCACUAUGAAAACUGCCCCACAAGAGGGUCAGCAGCUCAUCUGAGUCUUGUCUUCUGUCCCUAUCCCACAAGGAGCCUGGGAGGACACCUGUCCUAUUUGGGGCAAACAUGGGAGAUUGUAUUUGGGGGAAGGUCUGUCUUAUUAGGGAGAAAUUAGAUCUUUGAGGGAUGGGGCAGAAGAUCCAGUCUUUCUUCGGCAAGGCAGGACACAAGGGAUUGACACAUCCCAGAAAGGCAGGAGAAGCAAGGCCCUGAUGUUCCUGGCCAUGAAACGCGGUAUAUGGGCUCCGUCAAGCCUCAAGGACACAUAGGGGGUGAUCGGACACUGCUUUUGGAGUGGGGCAUUGUUCUUGCAGUGAAGGUAGGGAAGAUCUACCUGACCAGAGCAGAAAAGAUGAUUAGGAAGAAAAAAGAAAGAAAAGUGUUUGGCAGGGGGAAAAGGGGAGGAGAUGUGGACUCCCUAGCAGGCCCUAUUCACUGUUAGCAAGGAUUUCUGGGAAUAGUCUGACAUCAUAUGAUUCCUACUUGGUGAGUUUGUUGCAAGAUCUGUCCUGAUCAGCUGCACACAGUUGUACUUAAGCAUGUUUUGAGGGGACUCAUGGAACAGCCUUCCACUAUGCAUGUGUUUGAGUGUGUAUAUUUGCAUUGGUAGCAGGAACAGAUGGGAUUUCUUCUGAGAUAUGCCCAGAGUGCAGCACUGUGGGGCCCUAUGCUUGUGUCGGGAGCAAGAGUGUCUUUGAGACUGACAUCAUGAUAUUUACUAAAUGCUCUGCUAUGCGUUUUGCUUUGCUGGGAUCUGUGAAAUCCUGCCUGCUUUCUCCUCUGCUGGCCAAGAAGAUGGGAUGCUAGUUGGUAAAAUGAGUCAAUGGCUGUUGCCUGGUCAGGAGACUUUCACAAAGAAACUGGGAUAUGGGAGGAUGUGCCAAGUGGUAAAUCGGGAAGACAGUUCUCAAUGUUAAGCCAAUGUGAAGGACCAUUUGUAUGAGUAGAAGGAGCAAAAAGAUUAAUGGUACUGGACAGACUAAUGCCAUGCAGGGACUUGAACAUACGGCAGGCGAUGCUAAACUGAUUCCUCUGGUUGGCAGGGCAUACACUGCUGCUUGUCUUGCUGCAAAAGGUGUCUCAGUAGGAGAUGUUUCUGAGUCAGUUGUGCUUGGAAUUUGUGAGAGGCAGGAGGCUUUCCUUGCCCUUUGUAAGUAAAGAAUAUUAUAAUAUAUAUAUUAUUAUAACAUAAUAUAAUAUAAGUAGUUCCCAUUAUACGUAGUGGCUAAAGGUUGAAAAGGAGCCUGCUACCUUCAAAGAAGUGCCCUGAUCCUAUGCAACAUCUGAUCUGUGCAGGAACGACUGCCUUGUGUGGUGCAUGUCAAUGGAGGAACAGUACACCACUCCACCAAAGAGCAUGGGAACUGUGAGGCCACACUCACCAGAGCAUGAACCCAGGGGCAAAACACGCUGGCUUGGAUCACUGGCGGCAAUUGUGCUUGCCAUCAGUUGUAAGAACUAGUGGACUGACACACAUCUCUGCAUGGCAUGUGUCUGGGUCUGGAGACUCUUUGCUCAGGUGGUUGCCCUUGACUGACACAAGUGUAGUUGUGUGCUAGUGAAAUGCUUUGAUCCAAAGCAAGUUGAGAUAGGAGCAAGAAAAUCUUCAAUGAUGUUUCUGCUUUCCAACACAGAGGUGUUUUCUCAGUGUAGAGCCUCUGUAAGAAGGUGGCUAAGAAUCUAUUUAUAGCCUCACCAGCUCCAGUAGCAGCUCAUUGGUCCCUUAGCACAUUUCCUUCCUUCAUGUAUAGUUUCCUGACCCCUGGCAUGAUCCCAUCUCUAUUUUGUGUGCACAGGCAUCAAUGCCCACCAGAGGUCUUGCCCCACAUAUCAGUCAUCUGUGGUUAAGUUAAUCUUGUUUCAGUGAACACAGUAAAAAGUCCCUUUGUGGGAGUGGUGAAUUUGGUUUCAAGUGAGUUUCUUCUGGCUUCAUUGAAAGUUGUCUGUGUCCAAACUGCGACAGGCUGGCGUUACAAAGCACACGGGGACUAUCCAAGAGUUUGCAACCAGCUUUGAUUGCAUCUGUUUGCCAGCUACACACAAGAGAGAGUAAGCCUGGAUUUCUGUUUGAAUCCUGUCCCCUUGUGGUGCACGUUGUACUAACAGUGUGUGGGAAGGGAGCAUGUGAACUAACCAUUUGCUGGUCCCCAAGAUUCUCUGCAGCAGCCUGAGUGGUUUUUCUCUUUUUCAGCCUGUUGCUGACCUUUGUGGGACUGAGAUUUUGCUGUUAGUAGUGGCAGAGCCAGAUGAUGUAACGAUAGGUUGGCAGCAUCUCCAUGAGCUUUGGUGGUUGCAUCUUUGUCAAGCCAGGGAUUAGUUUGGUCGCAGGCUAUGGUGAUGCCGUGAUCCUGGGCACAGCCAGGAUCCCAUGAAACAUUCUGGAUGGGCCCAGACAGUUCUAGCCGCCAAAAGCAAUUUAAAUACCAUAACUCUCCUGUCCUCUUGUUCUUAAUUUCCCUCCUUUAGCAAAUUCUCUCUAGAAAGCCAAUGUUUAUUCCCUGAAGGUUGGUUCCUCCUGAGUUUCUGCCAAGUGUGAGGCAGACUUGGCCCCAAUGCAUGCAGCAUGCCCUGCAUCAUGUAUGCUGGCGCUCAGAGUUACAAGGAGGAGCACUAUCGCACUUUUUUCUGAAGCUACAAGUAUGUGGAAAACAGGUUUAAGGUAUGCAUUGGUGCCCUCUGCUAGAAGGAGGAAGAGAGCUACCACAGCAAAUCCACAGUGGGAUUUCUCUGUAGGAAUCAAGGUGAGAACACUUCCUGUCCUUCACUUUGAAACCAGAGGUGGCUCCAAAGACAAGAUCUCCGCUCGGGUGAGCGUACGGUUUUGUUGGUAUCAGCCAGCACCUCCUCUACCUCUAGGUUGCCUUGUGUUGCCACCGCCGUGAGUGCAAAGGGACCUGAAACCUUGUCACUGGAGAAGGCAGGGUUGAUGUUUCCUUGGUGCUUCGGCUGAUGGUUGCUGUGGGUGCUGAUGCGGCAGCUCACGUGCUGGGGUGUGAAGAGCUCUGCAGGACACGGGGGUUAGGAGAGGAGUCCAAGUGUAGCACUAUGAAACCCAGCAUCAGUGACAUUGCUGUGUUAUGGGACCUGGGCUGCUGCUUUUCCAGGCAGGAGUCAGAGCUGGAAAUGCAGAUAGUUUUGUAUAUCUCCUUUUAACACAAUAGCACGUGGCUCUACCUUCAGACAUUGUAGCUGGCACACCAGUCUUUGUUUCCUUUGUCUCUGACUCGGUCUGACACAGAUUUUAGGCCUGGAGACAGGACUCUUGCUCCUUUGGUACUAUCUGCCUGGAAGUGCAACAGGGUCUCAAGGCUAAAUCUCUCUCCAUAUUUUCUUUGCAUUCUUUAGGAAAGCAGCUCUAGAAUGUUUACACACUGCAAACCGAAUGUACAACUCUGACCAAGGAACCAAAAUCGGGUUCAACUGCAUGGAAAAUUUCUUGGCCAUAAAGUCUGGCAUGCAUCACAGAGGCCCUGUCUGUGUACAGAUCCACCUGGCAUUUGUCAUAAUUUCAGAUCAUGUCUUAAAAAAAUAUAUGAUGAUGCCAUUUUUUGUUCAUAUCAGACACAGCUGUCAUUAGAUUUGUUGUUAAAAGGGGAUUCUUGAUCAUGCCAUUAAA
Messenger RNA from Rhea pennata, 11692 nucleotides. It is a transcript of the gene TTBK1, whose product is annotated as tau tubulin kinase 1. The transcript is spliced from 14 exons. Gene Ontology annotation, molecular function: protein serine/threonine kinase activity; ATP binding. The coding region runs from base 46 to 4026 and encodes 1326 amino acids. The record is from RefSeq and is a predicted model, not a curated record. NCBI's taxonomy places the organism in Eukaryota, Metazoa, Chordata, Aves, Rheiformes, Rheidae. Gene Ontology annotation, biological process: peptidyl-tyrosine phosphorylation; signal transduction; peptidyl-serine phosphorylation. Gene Ontology annotation, cellular component: nucleus; cytoplasm.